AAUUUGGAUGUCUCUUUAUAUAAUAAUCUUAAUCUCCCUUUUCAUCAUCAUCAUUUACCAAGUUAGUUGUAUACACCUCACACACUUUCCCCUUUGCCCUCUUUUAUCUUUUUUACUUGCAGAGAUUACUUACUUCACUGUGCUCGCUCUCUAGCUCUAGUCUCCCCUUCUCCUAAACAAAGUUUCCUUCUUACGCUCUCCUGUGUUCCUCUUUAGAUAUAUCUCAUCCGAGGUUUCUCGAUCUCUUUUUUUUUCUUUUUCUUUGAGGGGGUAGAUAAGAGCCAAUAAUGGGUGUUCUUGAUCAUGUCUCUGAGAUGUUUGACUGCUCUCAUGGCCACAAGAUUAAAAAGCGCAAACAGCUGCAGUCGGUGGAGAUCAAAGUGAAGAUGGACUGCGAAGGUUGCGAGAGGAAAGUUCGGCGUUCCGUCGAAGGCAUGAAGGGUGUCUCUUCUGUCACGUUGGAACCCAAAGCCCAUAAAGUCACUGUCGUCGGCUACGUCGAGCCCAACAAGGUGGUUGCCCGUAUGGCUCACAGGACCGGCAAGAAGGUCGAGCUCUGGCCAUACGUACCCUACGACGUUGUGGCUCAUCCUUACGCAGCUGGCGUCUACGACAAGAAGGCUCCUUCCGGUUAUGUCCGCAGAGCUGAUGACCCCGGAGUGUCUCAGCUUGCUCGUGCUAGCUCCACCGAGGUCCGCUACACUACUGCUUUUAGCGACGAGAACCCGGCAGCUUGUGUGGUCAUGUGAUGAUCUUGUUGUACCCACCGUUUCAAUUUCUCUUUAUGGAUUAAUAUUGUUAUUGCUGUCUUGUUUUUGUAUAUUAAUUCCAUAACCCAUAUGGUGUGUAGCUUUCUUUUCUUUUUUGGGUUCUAUGUGUUAUGUGUACACUCUUUUAAUAUCAUUGUAAUAUUUGUUUUUCUUCUU
Molecule: messenger RNA, 926 nt
Organism: Camelina sativa (false flax)
Lineage: Eukaryota; Viridiplantae; Streptophyta; Magnoliopsida; Brassicales; Brassicaceae
Product: heavy metal-associated isoprenylated plant protein 26
Molecular function (GO): metal ion binding
Source: RefSeq, a predicted model, not a curated record